Alternaria rosae is the source of this 599-nucleotide messenger RNA. RefSeq lists its product as uncharacterized. NCBI's taxonomy places the organism in Eukaryota, Fungi, Ascomycota, Dothideomycetes, Pleosporales, Pleosporaceae. Gene Ontology annotation, cellular component: actin filament; site of polarized growth; plasma membrane. The coding region runs from base 78 to 536 and encodes 152 amino acids. Gene Ontology annotation, molecular function: actin filament binding. The transcript is spliced from 4 exons. The record is from RefSeq and is a predicted model, not a curated record. Gene Ontology annotation, biological process: regulation of actin filament polymerization.
CAAAACUUCCCAUCCGAGUCGUCCCACCCCUGCUAUCGCCCUCCCAUAUACAGCGAUAGCAAAAGCUUUCCCCAAUCAUGCCUUCCGCAGCCGACAUUCUCAGCGAUCCUGAAAUCGCGCAAGCAUACGAAGACGUGCGCUCUGACAAAUCCGAGACCACGUGGCUUAUCUUGAAGUAUGCAUCCGCAACCUCAGAUAACCUCAAACUCGCCGGCACAGGAAGCGGCGACAUUGCCGAGAUGACCGAGAGUCUUGGCGACGACGAAGCAGCAUAUGCCUACGUGCGAAUGAAGCUAGGAAACGACGAGUACAGCGAGCGCGUCAAAUUUGCUUUUGUUGUUUGGCAAGGUCCCCAAACAAAGGUGAUGCGCAAAGCCAAGAUGAGCUUCCAGAGCGGUCAGGUGAAGCAGGUCAUCCGGACCUAUGCUGUCGAGAUCCAGACAGGAGAUAAGAAGGAUUUGGAGGAAGAGGCAGUGACGAUGAAGCUUAGGAAAGCUAUGGGUGCGAAUUAUGAUCGCCAGAAGACAAACUACUAGAAUAUGUUGUGCCAUAUGGUAACGAAUUAAUCAGACUCCACGAGUCGACCUAGCGAGUCAUAU